This is a messenger RNA of Euleptes europaea (tarantolino), 1374 nucleotides long. RefSeq names its product protein ABHD16B-like. Gene Ontology annotation, molecular function: glycerophospholipase activity; monoacylglycerol lipase activity. The coding region runs from base 1 to 1374 and encodes 457 amino acids. The transcript has a single exon. Gene Ontology annotation, cellular component: endomembrane system. The record is from RefSeq and is a predicted model, not a curated record. NCBI's taxonomy places the organism in Eukaryota, Metazoa, Chordata, Lepidosauria, Squamata, Sphaerodactylidae. Gene Ontology annotation, biological process: phosphatidylserine catabolic process; monoacylglycerol catabolic process.
AUGUGUGUCCUGUGUUUCCCAAAGGCUCUCGCCCAUGUUUUCAAGAUCUAUUUUACGGCCAGCUAUAAUUUCAAAUCCAGGACUUGGCCCAUCGAAUUCCAGUGGGAUGAGCCCAGCAAUGGUGGCAACACCCCCGGCUGCAUCGGAGGCCGAAGGCGCCAGAUCCUUGUCAAAGCAGCGUCGCAACCAUGCCCGCUGGCAUCGGCGUUUGCUGUCGGGCCGGGUGGAGACCGGGAUUCCCACCGGGACUUCUUCAGCCGUUUCAAACAGCUGCCAGGCCAACUGGCCAGCUACGUCAUGGCCCAUUCCUUAGGCCGCUGGUUGCUCUACCCUGGCUCGAUGUUCCUCCUGAACCAAGCCUUGUUGCCCGUCCUGGCAAAGGGCCAAGCCCGCCUCCUGGAGGAAUAUCACGGGAAACGCGCUAAGCUGGUGGCUCGGGACGGGAAUAAGAUCGACACCAUGUUUGUGGACAGGAGAGCGGCAGGCACGGGCUCGGCGGAGCUCCGAGGGAAGCGGCUGGUGGUUUGUUGCGAGGGGAACGUCAGCUUCUAUGAAUGGGGCUGCCUUUCCACCCCCUUGCAGACCGGCUAUUCUGUGCUGGGGUGGAACCACCCCGGCUUCGCAGGGAGUACGGGCCACCCUUACCCACAGAAUGAUGCCAACGCCGUGGACGUGGUGAUCCAGUACGCGACUCGCUGCCUGGGCUUCCGGCUAGAAGACAUCGUUGUGUACGGGUGGUCCUUGGGGGGCUACUCGGCCACGUGGGCUGCCAUGACCUACCCGUCGAUCGGAGCCCUGGUCCUGGACGCCACUUUUGACGACCUGCUUCCUUUAGCCCUGAAUGUGAUGCCCAAGAGCUGGAAGAAGCUGGUGGUGCGGACAGUGAAAGGCCACUUCAACCUCAACGUGGGCGAACAGCUGUGCAAGUACAUGGGGCCCGUCUUGCUGAUCCGGAGGACCAAGGACGAGGUCAUCACCACCUGCCCGGAUGUGGACGACCAGAUCGCCAACCUCCGGUGCAACCGGGCGAACGAACUCCUGGUCCAGUUGCUGGAGCAUCGCUACCCGGACGUAAUGUCCCCGGAAGGGGUGGCCGCAGUACACAACUGGCUCCGGGCUGCCAACCCCCGCCAAGAAAAGGUGGUCUGCCGCCGUUACAAGGUCGACGAGGAAUGGUGUCUCAAGGAGCUACAGGACUACAAGUCGAGCCGAGGCCUUGACGUCGGUUUCCCGUGGAGGGUCGGGACGUUUCUCACCUCCAAAGAAAAGCAGCGGAUGGCCGUCUUUUUAGCCAAGAAGCACAUGAAAAAUGUAGAGGCCACGCAUUGGUCUCUCCUUAAACCCGACGAUUUCCAGAUGCCCUGGAAGUUAUAG